UAAAUUCUUUUUACAAGCCCAAUUAAAUUAAUGCUAAAAGUGGGCUUGAAGUUCCGUUCCUUAUAACCGAGGUAACCGGGUCACCCCCAAAAGAGAUUAGGGUUUCAGAGCUUGUACCUUCUCGCACAGAUCGUCGCCGCCUGCAAGCGUAAGAGGUGAGAAGAGGACAAAGGAAAGACCAAUGGCGAAAUCGAAGAAUCACACUGCACACAACCAGUCAUUCAAGGCGCACAAGAACGGCAUCAAGAAGCCUAAACGGCAUCGCCGUACAUCUACCAAAGGGAUGGAUCCUAAGUUUCUGAGGAACCAGAGGUAUGCAAGGAAGCACAACAACAAGAGCGGUGAGGCUGCCAGUGAGGAAGAGUAGAGAUGCAUUCACUGCACGCAUCAUUGUAAUUCGUUCAAGAAAGUUAUUUUGGGGGUGGAAGUUUGUCUGUGAUUGUGAAACUUUGAUCACCUGGCACCUGCACUGCUUGGUUAUAAUGAGGUCUUGGAUGAACCAUGUGUUGAAACUGAACUACUGAAAGCAUGCAUGCUUGGAGAAGAAUGAGCAUUGAUUUGCAAUUGAGAGAAGGAAGCAUCGUUUAAUUAGGUUAUCAGCAGAUUGGGGAUAUGAAAACCUCAUCAUAUGGAGGAUGUGAAAAAGUACUGAUUUUGAUUUAAAGUAUAUAUUUAGUCUGUAGAAAAUGCACUCCAUAGGCCAAAUUUUGCAGCAGUGUUGUUGUGCCAAAUAUUUCUUCAACCUCUUAUCUAUUUAUUCAUC
This is a messenger RNA of Andrographis paniculata, 763 nucleotides long. RefSeq names its product 60S ribosomal protein L29-1-like. Gene Ontology annotation, molecular function: structural constituent of ribosome. The coding region runs from base 182 to 367 and encodes 61 amino acids. The record is from RefSeq and is a predicted model, not a curated record. The transcript has 4 exons. Gene Ontology annotation, biological process: cytoplasmic translation. Gene Ontology annotation, cellular component: ribosome; cytosolic large ribosomal subunit. NCBI's taxonomy places the organism in Eukaryota, Viridiplantae, Streptophyta, Magnoliopsida, Lamiales, Acanthaceae.